ACAUGCUGCUUUAUAUCUCUCUGCAUAGCAGCAUGUCUCCUAGCACACACACAUGUCUCUCUAGUAACACAGCACACAGUUAACCCUUUGAUCGCCCCACAUGUUAACCCCUUCCUGCCCAGCGCCAUUAGUACAGUGUCAGUUAUUAGCACCGAUCACUGUAUUGGUGUCACUGGGGAUGUCAGUGACACCAAGUCAGCCCCCCCUCAGUGUCAGAAUGCCCCCCACAGUCCCACUAUAAGUCACUAAUCACCACCACGACUAGUAUAUAUA
Molecule: messenger RNA, 273 nt
Organism: Staurois parvus
Lineage: Eukaryota; Metazoa; Chordata; Amphibia; Anura; Ranidae
Source: the annotation of a GenBank genome assembly